UGAAAUUGUUCCGACUUGGGUGAUGGGUUCAUUGGCAGCAAGUUUGAGUUUUGCUUUUACAUCGUCUCCCGACCCGUUUAGACUGUGCUGUUCUUUUGGGGAUAAGCCCUCUGUUUCCGUUCACUCUUUUUCACUUAUCCAUGGCAGCAGCAGCAGCAGCAGCAGCAGCAGCAGCCCCGGCUCUCUCUUCCUCUCUUCUCUCACUCUUCCCGCACCCACUCCGUCCUCUUCCUUCCUCUUCCUCAGACCCUUAAAACUUUCUCUCUCCCGCUCAUUCUCCCUCCCUUUCGCUGACACCAAUGCCAAAGCGUCCGACAUCGACACUUCCUUCUUCGACAACGUCAACCCCGAAGAAGACGUGGUCUUUGACCCUCCAACGCCCCCAGAAGGGUUCACCCCACCACCUUCUUUUGACGAUGGCCCCGACGAAACCGAAGACGAAAUCGGUGCCUAUGAGGAGCUCUACGGCCCAGCCUACAGUGGAGUCUCCGUUUUAGGCAACGAUGUUUACGUGAUGGACUCUAAAGUGAAGAAAACAAGUGCGUUUGGGAAAGUUAAGAAAGAGAAGGUAAGGGAUGGCUUUGAGGAAAGAGUGGUUCAAGUUAGGAGAGUUACUAAAGUGGUUAAAGGAGGGAAACAAUUGCAUUUCAGAGCUAUUGUUGUGGUUGGUGAUAAGCAAGGACAAGUGGGUGUUGGGGUUGGGAAAGCUAAGGAAGUUAUUGCUGCUGUCCAGAAAUCGGCUGUGAAUGCUAGGAGGAAUCUUAUCACUGUUCCUAUGACAAAGUAUUUGACUUUCCCACACCGAUCUGAGGGUGAUUUUGGGGCAGCAAAGGUGAUGCUUAGACCUGCUUCACCUGGUACUGGAGUGAUUGCAGGAGGUGCUGUGCGAAUUGUUCUUGAAAUGGCAGGUGUUGAGAACGCUUUAGGUAAGCAAAUUGGAAGUAAAAAUGCCCUUAACAAUGCCAGAGCCACAGUUGUUGCAGUGCAGAAAAUGAGGCAGUUCCGUGACAUUGCUCAAGAACGAGGGAUCCCCAUGGAAGAGCUGUGGAAGUGAUGGUCCUGUAAGCAGCUUCACCUUUUACCCUCAUCCUCUUCUGGCAAUGUAGAUUCUGUACAUGAGGCUUUGGUACUAUAAGUCAACCAACUACAAGAUUUAGACAUUUCUUUUGUUGAUUAUAAUUGAUGCUUUGCCUUUUAAUCUUUUGAAAAUUUGUUUCCAAUUAACGUUACUCUGAGCUUCUAUUAACAUUUUCCUUUUCUAUA
Molecule: messenger RNA, 1263 nt
Organism: Theobroma umbraticum
Lineage: Eukaryota; Viridiplantae; Streptophyta; Magnoliopsida; Malvales; Malvaceae
Product: Ribosomal protein S5 family protein
Biological process (GO): translation
Cellular component (GO): ribosome; mitochondrial small ribosomal subunit
Molecular function (GO): structural constituent of ribosome; RNA binding
Source: RefSeq, a predicted model, not a curated record